AAGCGAUCUCAAAAACAUUUCUGCGAGACGCCAUAGCUAAACCUUAACAUGGACGCCCAGAAGGAAUCUAGGCUGGUUGGGACUGUUGUUCACUCAAAUGACGAAUCUAACGGAGGACAACGUGGAACUGGAAUGGAACCUCCACCGCCAUACACUCAAGUGCCACAGUAUAGAGAGGAAAACCCACAAGUAAUUCAGAAUCCCACAAUACAACAACAAUGGCCGACUCAACCUGGAUCCAACUUCGCAGGAAGCGCUCAACAGGGUCAACAGCAACCGUCCUAUUCCCAACAGCCGGGUGCAUUUCAUCUGUACAAUACUGGGUAUCCCAGACAAUAUUAUCCUGGUCCUAAUGUCGUCAGUGGAGAAGUUAAUCAUCGUCGGCAGCAGGAGAUAACGAUCCAACAAGGGAUCGCCAACACGGUGGUCAUCAGUCGUAGGUACCCUCGGCGAAGCUGUGCCUACCGUCUCACCCGGCUCGGCGUUUCGUUCUUCCUGGUAGGUUUGGUAUUACUUAUUGUGCUUGGUGUCCUUAUCGUCCAUCCCACCAUGAACGACAUGAAGCUGAAGAAAGCCGUGUGCACUGUCACCUCUAGUGAAAUGACAGGAGAGGAUAAAAGUUGUAGUUGUGGUCGGUACUGUUCUUCGUCUUACCCUUGUCUCGAGAUAAGAGUGGGCUACCACGCUAGCGGUGAGGAACACACUGCUUAUCUGUAUGAAAAUGUUUACGACAGCAAAAACAAGGUGAGAGGUGACUUUUUAGUAAACAAUUUUAGUUUUUAUUAAGUAUAUUUUCGGCUGAGUAACACGCAGUACUCGAAACCUUCUAAAAUCGUCUUUGGACAACGUUAAAAUUUUUUCACUUUCUAGAAGCGCUUGAGGAUUCUAAAUGAAGACGAAAUAUUUCCAAUAGAAAUUGGUAUUUUCCAAAGAGAAAUAUGGACGAAUAUUAGACUACCGGACGUUUAGUUGUUCGAAGACCGUGUCCGGUAGUGUCCGGUGAAAAUUUUAUUAGUGGAACGCUUGGAUCUCCGCACUCUGUGUACAAGGUCAGCGAAACAGAUAACGUUGGCAUUUUUUCACUUUCACAUUUACUUAGUAAAUAUCAAAACAGGAAUGUAUUACAGUAUUAACAUAUAAUACAGUAUUUAUUAACCACUGAAAUUAUUACAAUAAACAUAUCAUUUACUGUAUAUGCUGGUACAUCAUACUUGUAAGGAAAACCUUCAUGUGUUUACUUUCAGUGCACAUUUCAUAUAGUUUAUCAUUUCAAUUAGUGACAAAAUUGUUCACACACAUCACCUUUGAAAAGGUUUUAGUGGACUAACAUAACAGUUUUAUUACUAAUCAAAACUGUAACAAAAUUCUCAAACGUGAUUGGUCAUCACCAGCCUGAUUUGAGCGCUAACUGGACGGUGUGUGCAUCAUGCUUGUAAUUGGACAGUGUAAUAGGACAGUUACAGGGACAGUUAACACAUCAUACCUGUGUAAGUGGACAGAACCCAUCAUGUGCAUGGCCUGUUGUCUUGCAAUUCGCUGAGUUAACAGUUUUUUUUUUUUUAUGAAAACAUACAACUAAUGUCUAGUUUCUUUCUCAAAUUUUGUCAUGGUUUUGAUAAAUUAGUAACAGGACUUUGUGUUGUCCAAUUCUGUCGGUAAUCAUACUCAUAAUUAACAAAUCAGACUCCUGCUUCAUGGUCAUUCAAUUUUGUUAAGUAUUUGUGUGAUUACAGACCGAACUGGACUUCACUUGGUCCUAUUACCAUUAUUUGUACCCUUGUUUUCACCCAGUCUCUCCCUGCACUAAGGAUCACUGUGUUUUCUGUGAUUGAACAACAUUUAACCUUUUACACCCUAUCAUCAUUACGCAUUUUCUCUUUACUGUUCUCUAUACAUUUCCUAAGGUGCUAACGAGAGAAUUUGUUUAACAAUCAAGAGCUUCUUUAGUUGGUGAUUAUUUCCUUUCUUGUCAUAACUUUAAUGUGUGAUUCAAGGGUGAUAUUGUAAGGAGAAAUUAGAUGCCAGUCACUCUUAAUGGACAAAGGGUUCAAGAGUUUCUUCAUUUGCUGAUCAUUUCCUUUAUUCUCAUGACCUUAAUGUGUGAUUCAAGGGUGAUAUUGUAAGGAGAAAUUAGAUGCCAGUCACUCUUAAGGGUUAAAGGGUUAAUAGGAAGAUGUGUUUUAUGGUGAACUACAUGGCAUUGUAAACUUAUUUUCUACUUUUGUUCCCAAACAUUUUUUUUAUUUGUAGGAAUUCAUAAUUACAUAAUUUCUACAUAGACUUCUUACAAUGUUGGUCGCAUUACAAUCCUUCAGUUGCAGAAAAAUACUAAAAUAUGUAGUUUUACAGAUAGACUUUGUCAAUUUUUUGGCCAUUGUAUAAUAUUAUUGUUAUAUUUUUGUUACAGUGUAGCACUCAGCCAUGUGAUACUUACAUGUAUGGAAACUACGAAAGUGUAUCAAGCUUCGAAAACAAGUAUGGUCAAGUUCAUGAUACUUACACCUGUUACUAUAAUCAAAAGAAACUUGAUGAGGUGUUUUUAACAAGAUCUUCAGUGAAAAGUGAUGAGAUGAAGAUUUUGCAUUGCAUUUUGUGGCCGAUGCUCAUCAUCGCAAUGAGUGUUGGCCUCCUUGGUACCCUGUUUUGCCGAUCCAAGGGCCACUGCUGCUUUAAGAAGACAAAUGGUUCCUCUGUUCCCUACCAAGGCCUACAGCCAACAGCUUGAGGCCAUGACAAGUCAGAAGUGAGUAUAUGGAAGUGCUUUUUGAUAGGGUGGCAAAACGAAAAAUGGAAGUGACUGCAAAGUGAAAACUUUAGAUAAAGAUAAUUAAUUUAACCAGUUGCCCAAUUUAUUAGUUUAGUACAUAGAACAAAUAGUUUGAACCAAUCAUGGUUGGUUGUUGCUCAAAAACAGAGCAUUUCCAGAUUACCAUUGAAGCCCUCUUUAAAAAUUGCUUCAUGGCUGAGUUUGCAUAAUCUCUUAACUCCCUAGAUCUGAUUUGUAAUCUUCCCUCUAACUGCUACACAUUUCCUUUUAAACCAGUAAAGAGAAUUUCUUGUUGGAUCAAGAUGAAAACUUCUACUUGAUAAGUUUGAGUAUUCUCAUUACCUGUUUGCUGGAUGAUGUGUAAAUAUAAUAGAGAGAAGUUACAUGCUAAUCACUUCCGGGUGUUAAAGGGUUAAGCUUUCAAUAACACAUUUAUUGUUUUAGGUUAGAUCAGCUUGACAUUUUUUAAGGAUUUCUUUUUCUUUAAACACUUUAUUUGCAGCUCAAUUGGGAAAUCAUUUCAUUACUUGUGCUAAUAAAUGAUAGAGCCCUGCAAACUUAACCCCUUUAACUCCCACUGUCUGCCAUAUAGUUCUUAUGAUGUUAGUUUGGAGAAUUUGGUAUUGGAUCAACUUAUAAUCCUAUGAUUAAUAUUUUUCUUUAUUUUCAUCACUUGUCUGCUUGAUUUUGUAUUGAUAUUGUAAGGAGAAGUUCUGUCUCAGUCACUCAUGGGAGUUAAAGGGUUAACUACUAAGGGAAAUAAAAAAUAUUUUUACCCUUUAACCCUGAAAAUUGUCUGGCAGUUUACUUCUCUUUACAAUGUCACCUCCGAAUCAAACAUUAAGUUAACAUGGAUAAAGGAAGUGAUCAUCAACUUAAGAAGCUCUUGAUUGUUAAAACAAAUUCUCCUCAUCAGCUCCUCAGAAAAAUUUUUAGAAAACAGUAUGGAGAAGAUGCAAACUGAUGUUAAGGUGUGAAGAGUUCAUGUAACAGGAGUUAAUGAGGCCUAUGUUAGAUUUGUGAAAAUCCUCAGGAAACCCUAGUAGCUUUGAGUGACUGUUUCCAAGAUUUCCAUACUCAAGUUUGGUCUUUUCUCGUUUAUCCAUGUAACUUUGAAUAUUAAUCACAUUUUUUUAACGAUACUUUAAAAAUGCCUUUUAUUUUGUUGUGUGGUUGAAUUUUUCUGUAUUCUGCAUGAUAUAAAGAUGCAGACUCCUGGGUCACUUGAAUAUUAUCACCAGGAAAGGCAUGAUUAAUUGCACUAAGACGUUACAUAAACUUGUACUAUGUGACGAAAAAUAAGGUACUUAGUUGUUUCUGAAGAUGCUGUGAUUGUUAAAUAGCAUGCAUAGAUACAGUGAUAGCAUAUAUAAUUGCCAAGACCAUAAUGAUGAGCAAAGAGGGUAAGUUUCUAAAGAAACUGUGAUUCUGUGUCAAUGGGGAUACACUAAAAUAAUUUGCUUUUAUUUAAAAUUUAUGUAUCAUAAUGUAAGUUGUUUGCCACUGUAAAGAGUCUCAAAAGCUGAAGUUUCAAGGGCGAAGCCCUUUGUCAGGUGUAGGAAUUGACUGACACAGCUAAAACACUUAGCAAUGUCAUAUUAGCACAGGAAAGAUAAAUCAAUAUAACAUGGUUACCUAAAGAGUGAUGUCUCUAUAAUAUGUAAUGCUUCAUUUGAAGGUACUGCCAAGUAAGUCUGGCAUUCUCAAGGUAAUCCUUAAGUAAACUCUCCAUACUUGAGUUGGGAGGAGCAUUUGUAGCAGAAUACACUGUGUGUCCCAUAAGGUAAGAAAAAAAAACAUAUGGCACUGGCUUGUGCUUCUUAUUACAUGUAACUAGGGACGCUACCUUAAUUAGAGGUGCUAACAUCUGUCACGAAAAGCAACAAAACAAAAUAUAUAGAGAGUGAAGGGUGGAGUGUUGGGAGGAAUUUGAUGGACUGGACUUUACUUUUUUCUGAAAAUGGAAAGUCAAAGUUCACCUUUCUGGAGCAUUUGCUUGGGAUUUGCGUGCUUUGCCUGUUUUUGAUAACAACAUAACUACCGGUAGGUUUGUUCUCUCGUAUUAUUGAAUGCAAUAUUCAGUACUUCCUGCAUUUUGAAUACAUUUAAUCUGAGCAAGAGUAAGAAAACCGAUUCUUCCUGAUAGGAGACAGACUAUUAGUUAGUUCUUAUUUGGCUUGGGCUAGAAUAUAUCUGUCUAGACCUGUUUUGGGAGUUUUGUUAUUUUGUAUUUCUAUUUUAUUGGAGUAAAUAUAAGCUAUAUUGGACUCAGAUAGUGUUUGUGUACUUGAAUUCCUCAAAGGAAAACUUUCAUAGAUUUAUUGUACCAACAGUUACAUACAUUUGGGAUUGUUUUAGCUUUGAAAAAUCAAAGGAAAACUUGUAGACAUAAAGGAAUUAGCUUCAACAGUAAUAAGUAUGUCUUCUUGUAAAUAAACUUUAAGAUUGAUGUCUUAAUCGUGUAGUAGAACAGGAUGGGUGGGGGGAGGGGGGUGGGGUGGACCCUGAAGAUUAUUACCAAUUUCCCCCCCUUCCCUCUUUCCUCGUGUUUUUUUUUAUGCUCUGGUUGUAAUGAGAUCUAAUGGUUGCUAUGACAAUAAACUUGGUAACAGAUGAUAAUUACUGAUAAGGCUGGUCUCUUGGGAAGGCCCCAUACUUGACCCCCCUGAAAUACCGUACGACUCAAUGCUCUGAAUGACGAGUGAAUGUUGUUUGUCAUAAAUCACACUGAGAAAACCAGGUGGUAAAAAAUAGGCCUUUUGGUCGUUGUGUUUUAUCUUUGAGCAACAAAUUUUUUCACUAGUAUUAUUAUUCUAUUUAAUGACAAAUCCAUC
Messenger RNA from Pocillopora meandrina, 5601 nucleotides. Lineage: Eukaryota; Metazoa; Cnidaria; Anthozoa; Scleractinia; Pocilloporidae. The record is from the annotation of a GenBank genome assembly.